UAAUGUCUCGAUGAGGGCUUUCGUCACUUGUAACCCCUGAAUUCUCAAGCUCCAUCGAUUGUUGUUUGCGCAAAGUCUGAAUCUAUUCCAGUUACAUCUAUACCUGACAAUGGGGUACCGUCAUGAAUCCAAGCUGGUGAAUCUGGUGAGCUUCAUGCUCGUAUCGACGGUUUUGUUGGUGUCUGUAGAACAGUUCUUGCCCGCAGAGGCAUGCGAGUCUGUCAGUCAAACGAUCAGUGAACUUGUUCCAUGCUUUUCUGCAGUAUCGAGCAACACAACGACUGAGGUUGCGCCAAGUAAAUCGUGCUGUGAUGCCGUCAAUAGUCAAGGAAUAGAUUGCCUCUGUUCUGUGUAUACAGAGGUCAAAUCUAGUAUUCCUUCGUCCAUCAGCGUAUCGAAGAUAAAACGCAUACCGAAGGCAUGCAACAUGACAAUUCCAGCUGGUUACACUUGUGAAGGUGAGGCAGUCCUUAGCUGAGAGUUACCGGGAGUGCCGGCAACCUGCUAUUCUGGAGGAACAACACAAAAUAUAUUGACGUGAGGACGUGGGGGUUAUGAAUGAGUUUUGAUAAAUUUCAGGGGCUUGGAGAUGAUUCAAUGGAGCAGGUUUGGAAAUUGGCGUCCAAGAUUUCAGUUCCAGUAACAAAUGUUGCCUCAGUUUGUGAAUCGGAUCUUUCCCGACAUGAUAGAUGAUUGAUCACAAAUGGAUGGCUUAGACCGGGGAUUUUGCAUGAGACGUAGUGGAAGGUACGGUACUUUCAGUGCUGAAGGCUAAAACCCGGAAGAUAUCGCUACUCCGAAGAAUAAUGUGAACAUAGCAUCAAAUUCCAAAGGGGAGGCAACUGGUCAGCGUUUAAUUUGAGAAAGGUGUUCUUUAGAAACAGCUGUCCUUGAAAGAGUACAUUGAGAAAUAUAUAGCACUAGCGAAAUCAGCCAGCAGCUUAAGCUCGAGGAGAAAUGAAGAGCAGAUUUUGUGCAUUUGGUCUCCUUGCAUCUAAAGCUUACUGCAUCAGAAGUCGAACUGCUACUACGGAUAUGACGCGUCAGCGUCAAUCGCUACUCCCAAACAACUUCCAAGUAACACUAAAAACAUAAGUCCAAAGCCAAAUCAAAACCUACAGUAGACAGGUAGCGAAUAAGUCACGCCUCCGG
Molecule: messenger RNA, 1152 nt
Organism: Marchantia polymorpha subsp. ruderalis
Lineage: Eukaryota; Viridiplantae; Streptophyta; Marchantiopsida; Marchantiales; Marchantiaceae
Source: the annotation of a GenBank genome assembly